ACAGAACCUGGAAAACAUGUCGAGACCAAGAAGGGAUCAUGUGCGCUUGACUCAACGUUUGAGGCACGCAUGGUCACUGCUGUCAAUUUUUUGGCGAGCCAAGGCCAGCAUGGCUUCGAGUAGCACCCCCGUACCCUUGGUACAGACUCGAGGGACGGAAUGGAGCUCCGUGCCCAGCGACACUAACCUGUCAACUAUCGUCAUGCCAGGUGCCUAUAUCAUACUGAUGUCAAAUCUUCGACGGAUGAAACUCGUACUCACCAGCACUGAGACACAACACCCUCGGCGGACUUUUUUGAAAUGUCUGUAAAAUCUGACUUGCGGAGACUGAAGUUUUGGUUCGAAUAUGAGUAUGGGGUCAAGAGAUAUUGCACUGUCAGCCCCUUCGAUCGAGUCUCGGUUAUGAAGAACAGCUGGUGACAGUCAGUCUCCCCUACUCCAACCACGGGAAGGAAGA
Suillus subalutaceus is the source of this 457-nucleotide messenger RNA. RefSeq lists its product as uncharacterized. Bases 17 to 310 code for a protein of 97 amino acids. NCBI's taxonomy places the organism in Eukaryota, Fungi, Basidiomycota, Agaricomycetes, Boletales, Suillaceae. The transcript has a single exon. The record is from RefSeq and is a predicted model, not a curated record.